AUGCCCAGCAGGAACGCGUCGGGAAGCAGCUUCGACUUCAAUACCUUCCUGGCGCCCCUCACAGACCAGGACCAGGACCCCGAUCAGGAACAAGAUCGCGACCGAAGCUCCUACGUCCAGCAUCAGCUUCACCACUUCGAGCCUCGCCACAUCGCCGACCCUGGCUUCCGCCCAAUUCCCGUUCACGGUACACCCUCGCUUGUUGCGACAGCACCUGCCGCUUCCUAUCCCGGCACUCCCUCGACCGAGAAGAAACAGACGAAGAAGAAUCAGAGCAAGAAGGAGAGCAAGGCAGCUCAGGGCCUCCACAAGGCACAAGACAAGCAGCGCCAGAAGCGCCAGGCGUCACAGCCCACCACCCCCACUCCCAGGAAGCCGCCUUCCACCCCGGCGAAGAAGACCGUCACCAUGUCGAGCCAGACGGGCAAGUUCCGGGAUGACCAGAUCCUCGUCAUCUGCCCCGGAAGUCACACAACCAUGGCCCAGCUCGGCUGCGGCGAGCUCACGCCCCCGGCGCAUCGCAUCCCCACGCGCAUGUUCAAGGACAGCGACAGCGACGAGUGGCGUCCCUACCACACCUACAAGCGCAAGAAGGCCCGCACCGACAACGCGCCUGCCUCUGGCGCCGAAGAUGAGUACGAAUGGGUCGAGGACACGGAUUCUGACGAGGGCGCUGUGUAUCCCAUUGUUGCUGGUCGCAUCGUUAACAUGAAUGCCUUCCUCGCCUUCCUCGACCAUGUUCACGGUCUGCUGACGACCACGUACCAUAACACCCCGAUCGUUCUCAUGGUCUCCCCUCAGUGGGCUCGCCCCCAUACCGAGAUGAUUGCCCGCUACAUCUUCGAGAACACGCGCACGCCCGCUCUCUGCAUGAUCCACAGUGGCCUCGCAACGACCUAUGGUGUUAGAUGGACCAAUGCUACCGUUGUCGACAUUGGCUUCGAAAAGGUCGAUGUGUCCUGCAUCUACGAGGGUCGCGUAGUUGCUCACCGAAUGCUGGGCAACUUCAACCCCGAACGGAUCAUUGCUGGCGGCGAAGUCUUCACCCGCAAGCUUCAAAGUUUGCUCAAGGACAAAGGCUUCACGUACGACAUGGCUGAGCAGCUGAAGAAGAGCCCCAUUGCCGAAGCUCUUCCCUACAACCCCGAGGCUGAAGCACGCAUGGAUCUCCCUACCGCCUCCACGGCUGGCGUCGCUGCAAACGCUGUCGUUGGUGAUGGCGCUGCAGCUGCCAUUCCCGACGCCCCCAAGAUUGAUCCCUCUAAGCCCGUCGUCGAGGGUGGCAUUGAUGAUGAUGCUGCUGCUACCACCACGACCGGCGAUAAUGACGGCGUUCUCGAUAUUACUAGCAUCGUCACCAGCGGCCAGACUCGCGAGUUCCUUGCCAAGAAGGAAAAGGAAAAGACCGCCGCCGGACCCGGCAAAGGACGGAAGGGAAAAGCACAGGAGGCCGAAACUGCCCGGCUGACCCGGCUCCCAAACUCGAAGCGAACCCACAAUAUCUUCCACUACGAGGAGGUCAUCCAGGAGGAGCCCCAGCAGGAGCCAAAGCCCAACGGUGCAUCCAAAGAAACCAAUGCUUCCGUUGACGGCAACAGCAAUGGUAACGACAAAGACGUCGACAUGACUGACGAGCCCAAGACCGACAGCGCCGCCGCGCCCGUUUCCGCCGAUGAAGCCAAGCCCUCUGAGCCCACCUCUGAGACGGCCGAGUCCAAGACGGACGCCAAUGGCGUUGAGGUCAAGGCUGAAGCGACCCCUGCCCCGCCGGCUCCCGAGUCCGUCGCUGCUGUGGCCUCCGAGAUUCCCGAGGCGGACACUACCGUGGCCCUGAACGCGCAGCCUGUAAACAAACGCGUCCGUCGCGAUAUUGAGGUUGGCCUUGAGCGUUUCCUCUUUGUUAACCGCGAUGAGGUUGAUCGCAUCGUCGGCACUAUCUACCGCACCAUUCAGGAGAGUGUCUACGAAAUGUACAUGCGCCCCGCCUGCUGGGACAACAUUGUCAUUGUUGGAGGCGGUGCCCGUCUGCGCGGCCUCCGCGAGAACAUCUACCAGACCCUGCUGGCCCGUCACCUCGUUUCGCCCAGCACUGCCACCAUGUUCACCUCGGAGCUUCCCUCCAACAUGGCCACGCCUACCGGUACCGGAGCGCAGACCCCCACCGGGUCCUUCACAGGUGCUCCCCAUCAGCUCGGCCCCUCCGGCACCACGUCGUCCGGCGUCAACCCCCUGCUGCAGGCUGCUACCACCGCCUCCUCGUUCGGCCUCCCGCCUGGCGGACCCUCUACUCCGGGCGCCCCUGGCAGUGCCGUCGGCGAUCCCAACAGCACCUCGGGCGGCCACUCGUACCACUUCCACAGCCAGACGCCCACGAGCAUCAAGCUGGCACCCAUGCCCACCUACCUGACGCAGUGGACCAAGCACGGCUUCGAGGAUGCCAUGUUCCUCGGCUGUCUGGUGGCCGGUCGGCUCGCCUUCACCGUCCACAACCUGGACAUGGCCAGCCUUGACGCCCAGCGCAUGAUGAGCCUGAAUCGUAUCGAGUACAACGAAAUGGGCCCCAAGGGCAUCCGUACCCACUCGAUGCUCCAGUAA
This is a messenger RNA of Verticillium dahliae VdLs.17, 2595 nucleotides long. RefSeq lists its product as uncharacterized. NCBI's taxonomy places the organism in Eukaryota, Fungi, Ascomycota, Sordariomycetes, Glomerellales, Plectosphaerellaceae. The record is from RefSeq and is a predicted model, not a curated record. The transcript is spliced from 4 exons. The coding region runs from base 1 to 2595 and encodes 864 amino acids.